ACCCCACAAUUUGUGUAGAGAACAGCGAUGGCUUGCACGGUUAAACUUCUAUGAUUCUCUCCUUGGUGGCGUUGUCUCCAACCAAUCUUAACCAUCUACUCGGCCUCAUCACGUCACCGUAAUUCAUAAUCUCACCCCGCAAAAAGGGUGAAUCUUGAUUCUCUAUUUCUUCCAGAGAUGUCAAACUGUACGGUUGAAUCCUUCACAGUAGAGACUAGUGAUGGAGUUAAGCUCCACACAAGGCUCUUCAAGCCCAAGGAAGAGAUCAAGGACAACUUGGUUGUGGUUCUUGUGCAUCCCUUUUCAAUUUUGGGUGGUUUCCAAGGUCUCUUGAGAGGAAUAGCAGCUGGAUUUGCUGAUAAAGGUUAUAGGGCUGUAACGUUUGAUAUGAGAGGUGCUGGUAGAUCAACAGGAAGAGCUUCUCUUACUGGAUUUGCGGAAAUCAAGGACGUGGAUGCUGUCUGCAAAUGGGUUUGCGAGAAUUUGUCUACUGAUAGGAUCCUCCUGGUGGGUUCUUCUGCAGGGGCACCAAUUGCUGGAUCGGCGGUUGAUCAGAUUGAGCAAGUUGUGGGCUACGUCAGUCUCGGGUACCCUUUUGGCUUAAUAUCUUCAAUUCUUUUUGGACGACACUACAAAGCAAUCUUGAAAUCCCCCAAGCCAAAACUCUUUGUUAUGGGGACUCGAGAUGGAUUUACCAGUGUAAAGCAACUGGAGAGCAAGCUGCGUUCUGCCAGCGGGCGUGUUGAAAAGCAUCUAAUUGAAGGAGCCGGUCACUUCGAGAUGGAAGGUCCAGAUUAUGACGCAAGGAUGGUGAAUCUCAUUUCUGAAUUUAUAGCAUCAUUGUAGGACAUUUUAAACUUAUGUCAUGGUCUGUGCUUGUGCAUAAUCUCCUUUUAUGGUUUUACCAGAGCCAAUUGAUAAGCUUUGGAAGUCAUAUGUAUGUGCUGAUUAUUUCAUCUCUGUUCGAUUUGCAGGAAGUUAGCCACC
Messenger RNA from Tripterygium wilfordii, 987 nucleotides. RefSeq lists its product as uncharacterized. The coding region runs from base 178 to 846 and encodes 222 amino acids. NCBI's taxonomy places the organism in Eukaryota, Viridiplantae, Streptophyta, Magnoliopsida, Celastrales, Celastraceae. Gene Ontology annotation, molecular function: hydrolase activity. The transcript has 2 exons. The record is from RefSeq and is a predicted model, not a curated record.